UCGCGAAGUGUUUAUUUAUAGAAAUUUGAUCCUGAGAGUUCCCGCGAAAGCAUCAUUGUAUGUUCGUGGUUGUAAUUUAAUCGUAAAAUGAAUAAACCGGCCAUUCGCGCUGACGAUCCGGACGACAUAAGCAUGACCGCCCAGGAAUUGCAUGUCCUUUCCGAGCUGGAUAGUCGGCAGUAUGGAUUUUUGCAGCUAAACGCCACUGAAAACGCCAAAAAGAAAGCCUUAGUUGUAAAGGCUGUCAAAUAUUUACAACUUAUGGUUGUGCAAGCUAGGCGACAACAGAAGCAGGACUUCUCAUUGUCUAGCAAGCCCAGCACAAAAAACAUUAGCAUCGAUCCAAAAACAUGGGUAAAGUUGGGACAUUUUCAUUUGUUACUUGAAGAGUAUCGAAAAGCCUUGUCAGCAUAUCAAAUGUUUUAUAAAAUCGAAGGUGAAAAUAAUUGGAAAGAUACCACCUUCCUGUACGGAUUAGGAUUAGUCUAUUUCCAUUACAAUGCCUUUCAAUGGGCUGUGAAAUCAUUCCAACAACUCUUAUACGUGUCGCCUUGUUUUCAACGAGCGAACGAAGUGCACCUUCGGCUCGGGUUGAUGUUUAAAGUCACCCAAGAAUACGAAUCCGCCCUCAAACAUUUUCAACUUGCUUUGGUGGACAAUAGUCCAUGUACUGCCGACAAAAUCGCCAUUAAGUUUCAUAUCGCCCAUGUGUUUGAGUUGCAAGGAAAGAUAAAGCGAGCAAAAGAAAGGUACGAAGCUCUCCUUCUGGACAAAACGAUCAACAACACCCUGCGUGCAGACAUCUAUCGCCAACUAGGUUGGCUCUACCACUGUUAUGACGUUCUGGGCGAAAAGGUUGCACGUAUCCCUCUAGCGAUUCAAUGCCUUCAACAAGCAAUACAAGCUGAUCCAUUAUCGGGUCAAACGUUAUAUUUAUUAGGACGCUGUUACGCUAGCAUAGGAAAAGUUCACGAUGCUUUUAUUUCUUAUCGGAAUUCCGUUGAAAAAUCCGAAGGGAAUGCAGAUACUUGGUGCUCAAUAGGAGUGCUUUAUCAGCAGCAGAGUCAACCUAUGGAUGCGUUGCAAGCGUAUAUAUGCGCAGUGCAAUUAGAUAAAUGUCAUUCAGCCGCGUGGGCGAACCUAGGGAUAUUGUAUGAAACGUGUGGGCAGGUGAGGGACGCGUACGUCUGCUAUUUAAACUCCAGCAGAGGUCUGAAGAACCGCUCGGUGGUUGAGGAACCGUCCAUAUCCACUAAAUCAAAUCGGACCGUCUUGCCUCCCAUUGGCAUGAACCCCAAUCUCACCCAAAGAAUCAGUUUCCUCCAGACGCAUCUCUCAAACGGUCCAAUGCCUAGCAUCACCAAUGCGCGUCGUACAUUACUAUCAAUUGAAGAGGCUUGGAACCUACCAAUAUCAGCAGAAAUGUCAUCGAGGCAACAACAACAAACGGGCGGUCCGCAAACUCGCACCGGCAGUCAGGGAUUUCAAAAAGUUUACAACCAAACUCCGCAAGGUCCGCCUCCCCCAUAUCCGUCGCCGGGGGGCGCGAACAAGCGGUUUAAAAACGACGGAGGAGAUCAAAAACCACCCAAUCCGGCGACGACGACAACGACGACGGUGACGACGACGCCUACGCAACAACCGAAUCCUCCGUUUUAUCUCACGCAACAACAACUCCAGUUGUUACAAUACCUACAGCAAAACGCGAGCAGUUUGAAUCCGCAACAACAGACCUCAUUACAGCAACUACAACACCAAUAUCGCCUUAUGCAACAGCAUCAGCAACAGCUCCGCAACCAAAGACAACAAACGGUGGGGUCUCCUGCGAGUACAGCAACGACGACCCUAGCCGUAACCGGCGUAACGCAAGCUAACGGAACGAACGUUGUCACGCCGAAAUUGGUUCAACCGUCCGUUCAACCACCUGUACCUAUGCCUCUUACCGGGUCAAAUUUCAGUGAGAUCAGUGAAGCCGAUCUACAAGAUCUUCUAUCGCACAAGGGUAUGGCCACGACGCUCGCUGAGAAUUUGCUUAAACACUUUGGAUCCGACGAGAUCGACAUCAAGGAAGAACCUGGAGUUGAUAACAGCCUGUCGUCGGGUCCGUUUUCGCCGUCGAAUCCAGGAGACGAGGACAUCACCAGAGUCGAUAUAAAAGAGGAAAUCAAGGAGAAGAAAUCACCACCGCAGGAAAUUUUAACGGUCAAAAACGAAAUUCCGUGGGAAUCAGAAAAUUAUGAAACCGAUAAACGACCCGACACUGAAUAUAACAUUAAUAUGGAUGCUAAAACAAUCUUGGAACUUUGCAAGGGAGAAGGUGUUAAAGGAGAAAUAAGCAACUCAUUAAUAUCGGAUAACGCGCCACCUCCAGCCCCUCCUGAACCGCCUUCACACAAAUUAAACCACCAACAAUUGCUGCCACCAACACCUUCCGUAUAUUUAGACAACAAAAAGCACGCAUUUAGUCCGCAACUACAAGAAUUUUGUUUGAAGCAUCCGAUUGCGGUUGUGAGAGGUUUAGCGUCUGCUUUAAAACUCGAUUUAGGAUUAUUCUCGACGAAGACACUCGUCGAGGCGAAUCCCGACCACAGUGUAGAGGUGCGCACGCAAUACCAACAACCAUCCGACGAAAACUUUGACCUGCAAUCCGGACGUAAAGUAUGGGCCUGCGUUUCGCACCGAUCCCACACGACGAUCGCCAGAUACGCGCAGUACCAAGCCUCCAGUUUUAAGGAUAGUCUCAAGGAAGAAAAGGAUAAGACCACCGGCGUUAGUUAUAGUUUAUCCGAUUCCGAUUCUAAGGAUUCGAGCAGUUUUGUUAGACGAAAGAACAAAAACGUUCCCGCACCGCCUUCCAAUAAUAUCAAAAAUCCGAAUUCACCCAAAACGUUAAAAUUUGGAACAAAUGUAGAUUUGUCAGAUGAAAGAAAAUGGCGUUCACAACUUCAAGAAUUAAUGAAACUUCCUGCCUUUGCUAGAGUUGUUUCAGCUGGAAACAUGCUUUCGCAUGUUGGUCACGUAAUUUUAGGAAUGAACACGGUGCAACUUUACAUGAAAGUUCCCGGAAGUCGAACGCCAGGUCACCAGGAGAACAACAAUUUCUGCUCAAUAAACAUCAAUAUUGGACCGGGUGAUUGCGAGUGGUUCGCCGUUCCGGAUGCUUACUGGGGCGCGAUUUGCACUUUGUGCGAGAAAAAUCAAAUUAAUUACCUUCAUGGAUCUUGGUGGCCCGUUCUAGACGAUCUAUAUCAGAACAACAUUCCGGUUUAUCGAUUCACGCAGCGACCUGGCGAUUUGGUUUGGGUGAACGCCGGUUGUGUGCAUUGGGUCCAAGCAGUCGGGUGGUGCAAUAAUAUCGCUUGGAAUGUCGGACCGUUAACAGCAAGACAGUAUCAAUUGGCCAUCGAACGGUACGAGUGGAACAAAUUGCAGAGUUAUAAAUCGAUCGUUCCGAUGUUGCAUUUGUCGUGGAAUCUGGCUAGGAAUAUUAAAGUUUCAGAUCCAAAACUUUUUAGUUUAAUUAAAAAAUGUUUAUUACGAACGUUAAGACAAUGCUCAAUGAUAUUAGAAUUUGUUAGACACAAACAUGUCGAGGUCAAGUUUCAUGGAAGAGGUAAAAACGAAGCUUCGCAUUAUUGUGGACAAUGUGAUAUUGAGGUAUUUAACAUAUUAUUUAUAAGAGAACAAGAAAAACGACACGUCGUUCAUUGCAUGGACUGCGCGAGGAAACAAUCAACGAAUUUGGAAGGGUUUGUGUGUUUGGAAGAAUACAGCAUGGAGGAGUUAAUGGACGUUUACGAUAAUUUCGUAUUACACUCGACUGUGAAUACAGGGGCAGAUAUAUAUCGGUUGCCCUCGUAACCAUUGGACCUCUAAGGAGGGAUAAAACAGCACGAAAAAACAAAUUAUGAGAGAGAGAGAAGAUAAACAGAAGCUACCACUGCCACGUAAAUAAGUACAACUUGUAAAUUUGUCUGUAUCGCUUGUUAUUUAACAAUUAUUAUUAUUAUUGUUGGUGUGAUUAAUGAGAAAAUGUGAGUGAAUGAGAUGAAAAAGUGAUGAUUAGAGCGAAUGUGGAUGAGUGUGUAAAUAACGAGAAAAGAAAAAUUGUCAAUCCGAUUAGAUCAGGAGAAAAAAGGAAUAACACCUAAAUCAGUGAUCUCAUAGCGUAAUUUUUACCACUUCUAAAUGUAAAUAUUUCAUCUAAUUUUUAAUACAUAGCUAAAUAUAUUGAGCGAAAUAAAUAUAUUUAUUUAAAAAUCGUUAACGACUAAGUGACGAUACAAUUUUCCCCAGCUUGAACACGAUUUUUUUUGUUGUUUCGGUGACUUAUUUCGAUUUUUUUCUCUUUAACCACCAUAUCACUGCCAAAUAAACACAUGAAUAUUUCAUUAUAUACAUGUAUGUCAUAUCAUUCUUUUUUUUUUAUUUAAUCUUUUUUAUUCUUUGUAAUUUUUGACUUUAUUAUUCGUAUAUUAAUUUUUUGUGCGUACUAGUUUAUAGUGUUUGUAUGUAAUGUAUAGACAAUGUACGGCAGCGAAAGGAGAAGAUGAUAAUUAUAAAGAGAAAUUAACUUUAGUCACUGCCUUAUGUGAUACUCACUGCCCAAGAAGAUACUACCAAAUUUUACAUUUACGCAUAGACAGAAUGGGUUUAAACAGUGCCUUCAAUACUGUACUGUCUAAUUGAAACACAAUGAAAAAUAAAAAAAAGAAGAUAAGUAUAUUUUGCGACCGAAAAAAAUAAAAAAAAAGUUGAAAAUUCAAAUAUCACAAUAUCUCCGUAUUUAGAUAAUUUAAGAUGUUUUUAAGAAGAAAAAAAACGAAAAGUCCUUUGGAAUCGUAGCUCAAUUUUUCCUACUUGUCGGAAUAUAUUGUAUACUUUUGUUCCUUAAAAAAUAUCUUAAUUUAUAUUUUUCCCCCUUUAUGCUCCCGUUUCAUUUACGCGACACUAGUUUUCUUUUGUAUACGUAGAAAAUUAAUUUCUUACUUAACCAUUUCCCCUUAUUUUCUAAUAAUUUUAUUUUAUUUUAUUUUUUUUUCUAUCGAAAAAGUCUGAGAGUCGUGUAACUGUAAAUUUUAUUCUAAGUAGAAUAACUUGUAUUUAUGAUUGAUCUUCAUUAAAGUUUACAAAUAAUUAUU
Onthophagus taurus is the source of this 5141-nucleotide messenger RNA. RefSeq names its product Utx histone demethylase (gene Utx). Gene Ontology annotation, biological process: regulation of gene expression. NCBI's taxonomy places the organism in Eukaryota, Metazoa, Arthropoda, Insecta, Coleoptera, Scarabaeidae. Gene Ontology annotation, molecular function: RNA polymerase II cis-regulatory region sequence-specific DNA binding; protein binding; histone H3K27me2/H3K27me3 demethylase activity. The record is from RefSeq and is a predicted model, not a curated record. Gene Ontology annotation, cellular component: MLL3/4 complex.